This is a messenger RNA of Trypanosoma cruzi, 669 nucleotides long. RefSeq lists its product as uncharacterized. Lineage: Eukaryota; Euglenozoa; Kinetoplastea; Trypanosomatida; Trypanosomatidae. The record is from RefSeq and is a predicted model, not a curated record. The transcript has a single exon. The annotation marks the transcript as partial.
GCGAUCCGGGAGGUCAUAUCUUACAACAACAAAACAGCGAUGUUGUGGAGUAUCACAUUGAGCGAGGCGGUAAAAUUUGCUCUACGACACCUGGGACAGACGGACCGCACAAAACGCCCCAACAGAACCGUUCCUUUUUUUCUUUCAGAGUCCACGACGCUUGACGAUCACCUGCAUGUAAAGUUCCCCACAGUGUUGGCCGCAUUGUUGGGCUCUACCAACACCGUAGCGGAGGAGAAAGAAUCACAGCAUGUAACGCAACAAAAAGGCGGGGUUAGCUCACGUUCAAAGGAGUUUCAUGCUUUGGCAACGAAGGCCGCUUCAACAUCAGGUGGGAGCGAGUAUGAAACUGUUUAUUUCAGUCUUCUUGCUCUGACAAACAUGGGGUGUUUUAGUCCGACUGGGCUUUCAUGGUUGUUUAGGGCGCUGGAAGACUCUUACAAUUCCGACAGCCAUCCCAGCGCACUGGAUGCAUUUCUUUCCUCCACCGUGUGCGCGACGGUGUCGCCAACAGCACGGGAGCUUUUGGAUGUUCUUCGCACGCUGAUGCGGGUGGGCCACAAGCCGCUGCAGCUUCAGGCUCUCAUAGAAUUUAAGGGCAUUCUCGAAAGACAACAGAACGCACUGCCAUCCGACGGCACCCCAACGAAGCAACCAACAAAACCGUGA